AGACCCACAACUUUUGAAAAAAAUAAAGAAAUUAGAAAUUUUUGAAUUUUAAAUAUUAGAUGGCACCACUCUAUUUUGAAAAUUGACGGUUAGGCAAUGUCGAAGUCCGGAAGAAAUCAAAGGAAACGUGCCAUUUGGUGUCCGUUUUUCUCCAUCGUCUUGGGAUCGAAAAAGUCGACAGAAGUUUUAUUUUACUGUGUUGAUAGCCCACAAUUUUUUGCAUCUGUAAAGACAGUGGGUGUAGAUUGUAUUGUCCUUUCAGCCGCACGACGAAACGAAUGGAAGCUUAAGGAAUUCUCGUCCACACAGGAACAAACCUCGUUGACGAUUUCACUAGAAAGAGAAAAGGAAGAUUUUUUUUACAAAUCAGAAGAAGAGAUUUCUCGGGAAACAUUUGGUGAUGUAUCGAAUUCCUUAGUGUUUGUGGUAACAAGUAUGGUUCAUUAAAUAAUCAAGAGCAUUUCUGUGUACAAAAUGAAGAAUUCUUUUCGAGAAAACAGAAGAAGAGUCGAAGGAUGUGUUCGACUUUUGUUGUUAACAUUAAAGCCAGUGUUAAGAAAUCAUACAAGAAUAUAUCAACAAAGAAACCGUUUUUGGUGCAAGUGAAGAAAAAUUGAGAAAUCUACGAAGACAUUUUAAAAUUAUUUUCCAAAUAUUUGUUUGUUUUUAUUUUUUGCAAAAUAAACUCUAUAUUGUUUUCAGAAAGUGUAUAAAUUAUAUUAACUUUUGAUAUUGUUAAUGCUUUUUGGUAAUUCGUGUAAAUAGUUAUUGUUUCUGGUGUGGUGGUAACCUUGUGUAGGUUUAAGCUUCAAAUUUUAUGUAAAAAACUUACCAGAAAAAGUACAUUUUUUUCUAUCUACAUCCAAAACUUAACAAUACUUUUGAAAUAGUGUGCUUAAAUUUAAAUAUUUGAUUGGCAAUAAAUUGAAGAAAGAUUCGAUCUAGACUGCUUUUAAUAUUUAUAUUUGUCGUAUUUUACAGGUUUAAACAUUCAGAGGAGAAAGAAUGGGAAGUAUCAAUGUGACAGUUGCAAGAAAGAAUUCGUUUCGAAGUAUAAUUUAAAAUAUCAUCAG
Molecule: messenger RNA, 1073 nt
Organism: Centruroides sculpturatus (bark scorpion)
Lineage: Eukaryota; Metazoa; Arthropoda; Arachnida; Scorpiones; Buthidae
Exons: 5
Coding region: 97-447 (116 amino acids)
Source: RefSeq, a predicted model, not a curated record